CUUUCGCUUCUAGUCGGGAUGGUUCACCGCAAGACUCAUCGGCAGGCCGCCCUGGCUGGUGAGGUCCAAAAGGACUGCACCCUGUAAUGUGGCACAAAGCAUGAACUACAAACGACACAAGACAGAUGAAAACCUCUCUUAUUUUAGAGAGAAUAGGUGAUGAGAGGCAUAGAAUGCAUCUAGAUUCUGGAUUGUUUUGGUAGUUUAAGUAUGGAUACCAUCAUUGAUCUACUCUGUUUUGCGUUUGCGCGCCUAAAAUUAUGGGUGCAGGAAAUCACUGAAGAUUGGCAGCGCCACGAUGUGACAGUUGAGGCGAUGGAGCGCUCAGUAAUCGCUUUUUCGCAUCCGUAUUAACCAAGCGAGAUGGGCUGGGUGCUUCCUGGAGAAAUGGUUAUCUCUUGAAGACUCACUCACUACAAGUAUAAGAUUGCAGAACAUUGCCACGAUUUCGUCCAUGUUGCUCUUCGGUCGUCUAUGUGUUCAAAAUGAAAAUGGCCUCUUUCCCACCCUCUGGUAGUGUGCCCGCCACGCUCACCACAAUCCCCAUCGAACUCCUCUACCAGAUCAUCACCCAACUCCGUGAGUACCGCUAUAAUGAGAUUCUGCCGCUCCGCCUCGUCUGCCGCGAGCUUAACCACCGCGUCACCGAGUACAUCGGCACCGGCUCCUACUUCUUCCGCCAGCUCUGCGGCGAGUUCAUGCGCGCGGACCUGCACCGCAUGCUUGCGAUCGCGCACUUUCCCGUCGCAAGGAGGUUUGUUAAGGAUCUGCUCAUCACCAUGACAAAGGGGAACAAGGGGAGAAAGUUGCUGGCGAAUGAGAGAUCACCGGGGUGGGGGCGCAAUGCGCUGGGCCACCUCGCUAGUCCAGAGAAGGUAUAUGAAAUCCGCACGUUGAAGGCUAUUAUGGGGAUGCUGCAGAAUUGUGACGGGGUCCGGCUUACGUACAAUGUCGAAAAGAAGGGCCAGCGGGAAGGGUCCAUACAGCAGACUGUCGAGGGAAUUCUUGUCGUCUGCGCCGCAGCGGAGGUGAACAUCAGGGGCGCCGAACUGUGCGAUCACCACAUCGCCCUUUCUACAUUCACCAUCGACCAAUCCCCCCCCUUUAAGCCAUGGGACAAGACGCUCCCGCUCCUCAACGCUGCGUGCGCCGUCAUCCCAGCCCUGCAGCUAACCAUCAGCCCCGCGAACAAGGAGACGGACUGGGUCGAAGCCUUCGUGCUCAAGUGCGUCAACCUCGAGCAGCUCUCUGUCAACUACAAGGCCUGCAGUUAUUACAGCCCAGGCUUGCACCACCGCUUCUACGAUGACAUAGCCGCGACGACCAAGCCGCUGCCAAAGGUACAGGCGCUCAUGAUCGAGACAAAUGGGUUCACGCUGGAUCAGCUGACUGCGUACGUCGGCCGAUUCAAGGAGUCCAUCCGCGAGCUUAACCUCGCGUGGGUGAAGUUAGAUGGCGAGGACGGGUGGCCGAGGUUCUUCGAGUGGACAAGGGAGAAUCUGCCGCUGCUAGAGAAGUUCGAAUUCAAGGCUCUGUACCACGGGGCGGGGUCGAGGGACGGGGUAUUCUGCUACGACUCGGUGCUGGACGACAAGGAGUUGAUUGUCGAGGUGUCGCCGGGGAGGAAGUGGGAGAUGUUCGUGCGGCUCGAUGGUGGGACGCUGGAGGUAGAACAUUCGAAUGCGUUGCCUUAUAGAGAUAGUUGGGUUGUGAUGGAGGAGAUCGCGGACGGGACAUUUGAUUGGGACAAUAUCCCCCAUGAGAAUGGGCCUGCGUAUAAUGUGUCAUAUGAAGGAUCAAGAGCCAGUGCGCGGGAGGCGUUACGAUUGCUCGCUCUCGCGGCGGUGCCUCAAGUGCUGGCGCGGGGUUGUUCGGCUAGACCGAAUAGAAUUAAGGUGUGAUGGCGGGUUUGUCGAUAGGUAAUAAUAUAAUGAUCGUGAGGAGGAGCUUUAGGGUUAUAGUCAUAGCACCUAUUGGGAUCUCUCUCAUCCCAUCCAUGAAUUUCAAGUAUGGCGGAUGAGGUGGACCAAGCAAUGCCGAGCGCAACGCUUAUCACAAUGAACACCCUGCGUGUGUAAACUCGCCAGACAGUCCAGUCUUUAUUGGCUUCGGCCCUCUUGAUUGUGGUUGCAUUAGUUUGAGUCGUUGCAUCAGUUUGAGUCGCGCCAGUCGGAGCCAUGUCAGUUGACGUCCCGCUAGUAGGAGUCCUCCUAAUCGAAGGGCCAUCAACAGGAGCCCUGGCGCUUUCAACAGCCUCGUACAUGUAAGCACGGCGUUAGGACCAGAAUGAGUUCGAAGUGAGAUACCAGUAGGGCCCAACCAGCUCUCGAUGAUAGUACGUGAUGGUCUGCCAUUGAGUAAAAACCAG
Messenger RNA from Pseudogymnoascus verrucosus, 2368 nucleotides. RefSeq lists its product as uncharacterized. Bases 486 to 1901 code for a protein of 471 amino acids. The transcript has a single exon. NCBI's taxonomy places the organism in Eukaryota, Fungi, Ascomycota, Leotiomycetes, Thelebolales, Thelebolaceae. Gene Ontology annotation, molecular function: protein binding. The record is from RefSeq and is a predicted model, not a curated record.